UUCACGUCUCCGUCCUGUACUACUACAAAGAAAGGUGGAAGAGAUAUAUAUGGCUCAAUGCCUCAUGGUGUCCCGGGAGGAUAAGCCUCGGAAUAUUUGAGGAACCCGGACGCGCGACGUGUGCUGUACUGUUGUCCGGUUCAGGACGUUUCGAGUGCAUCAUCGUUCAAUUCACGGGGACGAAGAUAUCACCAAACUAAACAAUGAGAAGGUGCGUACGAGCACAGCUGUAGAUAAGCGUCUAGGUCGACUCCAGAACCAUUUGCUAUGAGUGAAUGACGAGAUAUUCAUAUCCUUGGUGGGCUCGACAAAUCUGGACCAUCUCUUACAGAUCCGAGCAUCGAGUUAGUCCAAGUGGCCUUGCGGUCCUCCUGCAAGCAGAGCAAGUCCACACGCUAUAAAUGUGGCUAUCGUAUAGCCUCGAAGCGGCUCGUUCGUGGUGACCUCCGGGCAGCAAAGCCAGAUAGCUCCACCACCACCGCCGCAGAUUGUCGGCCGUAGGAGAGAGGGCAUGGUGGGAACCUCCUCCUGGCUGUCGUCCUCGUCGUGUACGUCGUCACUCGGCUCUCUCGACGAAGACGUCUUCGCGGUCUCGUGCGCCGUCAAUACGGCCAACGCGGCCGCCGAGGGAAGCGUUAAGUUCCUCUGCAGCUACGGCGGAAAGAUCCUCCCUCGUCACGGCGAUGGCGCGCUGCGCUACGUCGGCGGGGACAACCGCGUCGUCUCCGUCGACCGCUCCCUCCCUUUCUACGAGCUGCAGCGGAAGCUAAGGGAGAUGUGCGGGUGGGAGGCGGUGUGCGUACGGUGCCAGCUUCCGACGGAGGACCUGGACGCGCUCAUCUCCGUCACGACCGACGACGACCUCACCAACCUGCUAGACGAGUACGACGCGGCCAGCCGGGACCGCCUCCAGCCGCUGAAGAUCCGGGCGUUCCUCUUCCCAAGGACGACGACCACGCCGCCGCCACUCUCGCGCAGCCCGCCGCCAUUCUCUCGGUCGUCCUCCCUGUCUAGGACGACCGUGCCCCAUGCCCACUACCACCACCAUACUCGCAGUGCGCCCUCGUGCGCAUCCCGGUGGGCAGCACACCAGGCGUCGUCGCCUCCCGCUCGUGUUCUGCAACAGCAGCAGAACUACGACCUACACGGUGGCGAGAUGCGGACGCACCGGUACCUGGUGCACAGUGCAAAUCAACGGUAAUAGUGAUCAGAUAUUCAGAUUGAGAACCGGGCGUUGUCUUGCAUCAAUCUACCAACCCUCACAUUACACGUAACCCUGCCCUGUACGCUACGUAAAAAAAAAAUCGAAAACAUAUAUUUUUUUCUCCUGUUUUGCGCAUAUAUAUAUGCGCUCUAACGCGCGGCACGGAGCAUACUAAAUUGUUCUUAUUGGUUAAUCCUAAUCUAUCCACUAAAUUCUUUCAGUUGCCAAAUACCACAAAGGUUAGUCCAUCCAUCUAAUUAUUUUAACGUGUUCUCCAAAAAAACACACACACACAACCAUGUAUAUUUUUUAGACAUGAAUUGAUUUUUUCUCUCUUAAUCAUUUGGUUCUCCAAAUUAAGAUGUAUAACAGAAAACAAUCUAAACCUAUGUGAACAAAAUAUAGAAACAUAAUUGAGGUUUUUUUUCUCUUAUACUGGAAUUAAGAUAAUUAAAUGGAUAGACUACCAAGACAACAAAGACAACAUUUGCACGGCGGCAGCGGACGGUGGUUUGUAGAAAUGAAGAAAAUCGAGUGGACGGAGGACUAUAAGAGCAUCCCCAACAACUAAUUUUUCACAUCCUCUAUUUUAAAAAUAGAGGACGAAGACUAUAAAUUAAGCUCCAACAGAACGGUCAUCUUAUCAUCUAUUUUUGACCUUUCUAUUUGGAUGAUAUCUCUCCAUCCUCCAAAGAGAUAUAGAGAAUAUCAUAUAUAGAUGAUCUGGUGGAGUAAAAAAGAUAUGAAGGAUAAAACUAUUUUAGAUGAUCAUCCAAAUGAAGAUAUGGAUCAUCAAAUUUAGAUGAGCCAUUCGGAUGCUCUAACUAAUGAGGGAAUCUAGUCAGCAGUGCCGGCAUGUGUGGUAACCAAUGAGAGGAGAAUCUAGUUCGUGACAUGAGUGGUGGAGUGUGGUAUGCCGUUGUACCAUCUAGUAGGGCUCUAAGGCACUAGAACGGAAUCGGUUAUCUCUAACGGGUUUAAAGUAUUAUCUCUAUCGGGCAUGACCCUCGUCAUUGAGCAAAAGUCAGUGAUGUGAGAAAAUAUCUCAAUCAGACAUCAGAUUGUCACGGAUGAUACUCAUCUCAAUCGGGCCUAGAUUAUGGUCCAUCACAGAUGACUCUCAUAUCUGACGAACCUAGAUUAUGACCUGUCACAGAUAAGUUAAAUCCGAAAAAAUAAAUUUUGUCAUCUGUGUGCCUUUGGUUAUCUCUAACGGGUAUUUGGUUAGUCUUUGCCCUCACUCGUAUCCUUCUUGAUGGGUCACCCAUCCGGAAAUUGCUCUAGGCCAAUAAAACUUAACCUCAUAGUUCUUUGAAGAUUGCUUGCGAGAAAAAAAUUGUAAUUUGUUGAUAUAAGUAUUCUAUUAAUUCUAUUAACCUCUA
This is a messenger RNA of Oryza brachyantha (malo sina), 2586 nucleotides long. RefSeq lists its product as uncharacterized. The record is from RefSeq and is a predicted model, not a curated record. Gene Ontology annotation, molecular function: protein binding. NCBI's taxonomy places the organism in Eukaryota, Viridiplantae, Streptophyta, Magnoliopsida, Poales, Poaceae. Bases 512 to 1201 code for a protein of 229 amino acids. The transcript is spliced from 2 exons.